UGCGUGGGCGGACCAAACGUUCUGCAUGGAGUGGGCUAAGAGGUCGUGCUGCGAAGGCCUGAUCCGCGGGCGGGGUGAGCUCCCCAAGGCGAGGUCCAUUCUGAUAAUGGACAACUUGCACGCGCAGACCACGGACGAGUUCAAGGGGUAUCUUGCGAAGCAGUGCAACACGAUCGCCUGGCUUGGCCCUUCGGAGUGCACGGACGAGGUGCAGCCAGUUGAUGCAGGAGCCGGACGAUUUGUCAAGGUGGAAGUUGGUAGCGAGAUGGACAAGUGGCUCGAUCAGUCGGACAACAUCGAGAGGUGGGAAACCGUGUCGCUGACUGCUUCUGACCGGCGCGCACUGAUCACUCAAUGGACGGGAGGGGCCAGGGCAAAACUCAACAGCAAUCAGGGGUACCGACACCACCUUUUCGAAAAGUGCGGGAUGGCGAUGACCGUGGACGGCUCAGGCGAUAAUCGAAUCACCUUGGAGGGUUUGGACCCGCCGUACACCUUCCCAAACGAUGAAGACUCCAGCAAGGACGAAGGAGGUUCGGAGGACAGCAGCGAUGGGCCCGAGGGGCGGGAGGAGAAGGGCGCCGGAAGGCGCGAGCCGGUCGUCGGAGAUGAGCGCAACGGUGCCAAGAGCGGGGAGGGCAUGGAGGGCGCUGGAUACAGCGAUGAAGACGACGACAGUAAACAUGUCUCAAUCCCAGACCGACGAGCUAGCUCUUUUGGACGAGGACGACAGCAUGGGGACCCAGACAACCCGGAGGACGAGACGCAGGGAAUGGAGAUCCCGGCGGGCUUUCGCCUUCAAGAAUCUACCCCCGGUGCUCUUGACAGAUUGCUUUUGCAACGUGGAGUGCUUGUUCGGCUUGGCAUGGGGUGGUUCGGUGGGUUGAUCAUUGAGCAAUCUCCGCAGCGCCACCUGUACGACUACUGUGUGCAUCUGGAAGUAGACCACAGUACGCGCAAUAUGAAGCUGCCCUUAGACAAGUACAGCGGAGAUCCGGACGCGGCGGUAGGCUCAUGGGUUUUGCUUGAGAGCGUUAGUAGGGCGGGAAGGGUACGCACCCCCAACGUCACUCUUGUGGACCAAGACAGUUGACAGUUGCCCCAUGGGGGGGUGUUUGCGGGUAUGAAACUCUGCGUCGAGUGCAGUUGAGUAGUGCACCAAUUGAGCAAUCGAUGAUGAAAUAAGAACAAUAACACCGUUUCUGGAGACAACUGGACGACGAAAUAAGAACCUGGCAAAUAAGAACUUGUGCUCGGCUUGGGGCAGCCAACAAGAAGCGAGCCUCGCUCCAAAUAAGAGGUUCUUAAGUGCGGGCCGGUUCUG
This is a messenger RNA of Ectocarpus sp. CCAP 1310/34, 1324 nucleotides long. Lineage: Eukaryota; Phaeophyceae; Ectocarpales; Ectocarpaceae. The record is from the annotation of a GenBank genome assembly.